AUGCAGUCAGUUCCUUCAAAGGGCCCUUUGUUUAUUUUCAGGAAGAAACCCAAGACAGCUGAAAACCAGAAGGCAUCUGAGGAGAAUGAGAUUACUCAGCCGGGUGGAUCCAGCGCCAAGCCGGGCCUUCCCUGCCUGAACUUUGAAGCUGUUUUGUCUCCAGGCCCAGCCCUCAUCCACUCAACACAUUCACUGACAAACUCGCACGCUCAUCCCGGGUCAUCUGACUGUGACAUCAGUUGCAAGGGGAUGACCGAGCGCAUUCACAGCAUCAACCUUCACAACUUCAGCAAUUCCGUGCUCGAGACCCUCAACGAGCAGCGCAACCGUGGCCACUUCUGUGACGUGACGGUGCGCAUCCACGGGAGCAUGCUGCGUGCACACCGCUGCGUGCUGGCCGCCGGCAGCCCCUUCUUCCAGGACAAGCUGCUGCUGGGCUACAGCGACAUCGAGAUCCCGUCGGUGGUGUCGGUGCAGUCGGUGCAAAAGCUCAUUGACUUCAUGUACAGCGGCGUGCUGCGCGUCUCGCAGUCGGAAGCCCUGCAGAUCCUCACGGCCGCCAGCAUCCUGCAGAUCAAAACGGUCAUCGAUGAGUGCACGCGCAUCGUGUCGCAGAACGUGGGCGAUGUGUUCCCGGGGAUCCAGGACUCAGGCCAGGACACGCCACGGGGCACUCCCGAGUCGGGCACCUCGGGCCAGAGCAGCGACACCGAGUCAGGCUACCUGCAGAGCCACCCGCAGCACAGCGUGGACAGGAUCUACUCAGCGCUGUACGCCUGCUCCAUGCAGAACGGCAGCGGUGAGCGUUCCUUCUACAGCGGCGCCGUAGUCAGCCACCACGAGACUGCGCUCGGCCUGCCCCGCGACCACCACAUAGAAGACCCCAGCUGGAUCACGCGCAUCCACGAGCGCUCGCAGCAGAUGGAGCGCUACCUGUCCACCACCCCCGAGACCACGCACUGCCGCAAGCAGCCCCGGCCCGUGCGCAUCCAGACGCUGGUGGGCAACAUCCACAUCAAGCAGGAGAUGGAGGACGACUACGACUACUACGGGCAGCAGAGGGUGCAGAUCCUGGAGCGCAAUGAGUCUGAGGAGUGCACGGAAGACACCGACCAGGCCGAGGGCACCGAGAGCGAGCCCAAGGGCGAGAGCUUCGACUCGGGCGUCAGCUCCUCCAUAGGCACCGAACCCGACUCCGUGGAGCAGCAGUUCGGGCCCGGGGCGGUGCGGGACAGCCAGGCCGAACCCGCCCAACCUGAGCAGGCCGCGGAAGCCCCGGCUGAGGGCGCCCCGCAGCCGCACCAGCUAGAGACCGGUGCCUCCUCCCCCGAAAGAAGCAACGAGGUGGAGAUGGACAACACGGUGAUCACUGUCAGCAACAGCUCCGACAAAAGUGUCCUGCAGCAGCCUUCGGUCAACACGUCCAUCGGGCAGCCAUUGCCAAGUACCCAGCUCUACUUACGCCAGACCGAAACCCUCACCAGCAACUUGAGGAUGCCUCUGACCUUAACCAGCAACACGCAGGUCAUUGGCACAGCCGGUAACACCUACCUGCCGGCCCUCUUCACUACCCAGCCGGCGGGCAGCGGCCCCAAGCCUUUCCUCUUCAGCCUGCCGCAGCCCCUGGCAGGCCAGCAGACCCAGUUUGUGACAGUGUCCCAGCCCGGCCUGUCGACCUUUACUGCACAGCUGCCAGCGCCACAGCCCCUGGCCCCAUCCGCAGGCCACAGCACAGCCAGUGGGCAGGGCGAAAAGAAGCCUUAUGAGUGCACUCUCUGCAACAAGACUUUCACCGCCAAACAGAACUACGUCAAGCACAUGUUCGUACACACAGGUGAGAAGCCCCACCAAUGCAGCAUCUGCUGGCGCUCCUUCUCCUUAAAGGAUUACCUUAUCAAGCACAUGGUAACACACACGGGAGUGAGGGCGUACCAGUGUAGCAUCUGCAACAAGCGCUUCACCCAGAAGAGCUCCCUCAACGUGCACAUGCGCCUCCACCGGGGCGAGAAGUCCUAUGAGUGCUACAUCUGCAAAAAGAAGUUCUCCCACAAGACCCUCCUGGAGCGACACGUGGCCCUGCACAGUGCCAGCAACGGGACCCCUCCUGCGGGCACACCCCCGGGGUCCCGCACUGGCCCCCCCGGGGUGGUGGCCUGCACGGAGGGGACCACCUAUGUCUGCUCCGUCUGUCCAGCGAAGUUUGACCAAAUCGAGCAGUUCAACGACCACAUGAGGAUGCACGUGUCUGAUGGAUAA
Molecule: messenger RNA, 2256 nt
Organism: Budorcas taxicolor (takin)
Lineage: Eukaryota; Metazoa; Chordata; Mammalia; Artiodactyla; Bovidae
Gene: ZBTB20
Product: zinc finger and BTB domain containing 20
Exons: 3
Coding region: 1-2256 (751 amino acids)
Biological process (GO): regulation of transcription by RNA polymerase II
Molecular function (GO): protein binding; DNA-binding transcription factor activity, RNA polymerase II-specific; RNA polymerase II cis-regulatory region sequence-specific DNA binding
Source: RefSeq, a predicted model, not a curated record